AUGGCCAGUAACUCGUGGAAUACAAAGUCCAAAUUGCCUACGCCCGGAGCGUCUCUGAAAAUUACCCCUGCUAAUUCACCCAUCCUGAGACCUGGCACACGCUCGCCUAAUAAACCCUCACCGCAUCAGUCCAUUCUAUCCCUACAGACGGUGAUUGGAACGACCACCACUACUCCCAAUGGCUUCUCUUCACACGAAACCAGCAGAUCUUUUGCCCUGUGCGUGGGAUCUGCGGCGAUAUUAGCAGAUAUCGACCCAGAUGGGACGGUCAAUCAACGUUUCUUCCGCGCUCGUCCCACCGCCUCUCCGGUAAACCCGGUCGUCUCAUUUUACAAUCAUCCUACGAGUCCUACAACGCCAGAUAACCGCGUCAGGUCGAUUGCUAACAGACUAGGGGCUAGCGGAGGACCAUCCCCUGGUGGCGAUUGCGCGGACUCCAGUGGUUCUCGCACAUGGACAUCGCGCGAAAGAAUAAAAGCGGUCACAAGUGUUGCUAUCAGUCCCAAUGGGAGAUUCUUGGCCGUUGGAGAGACCGGUUAUAAUCCCCGCGUAUUGAUCUUCUCUACAGCUCCUGAUGCGCCCCGCGAUGUCCCUCUAACAGCCUUGACGGAGCAUACCUUUGGCGUGCGCAGCCUCGCCUUCAGUUCCAAUUCACAAUAUCUAGCGACUCUAGGAGACAUGAAUGAUGGCUUUCUCUUUGUUUGGGCAAUCAACUUGCGGACUGGUGUCGCAAAACUACAUUCGACGAACAAAUGCACGUCAUUCAUUCGUGACAUGUGCUGGAUAGGUCAAACACUAAUCACUGCCGGCAUUCGCCAUGUCAAAGUUUGGAGACUCGAUGGACAGCCCGGAUCGCCUUCCAAACUGCGUCCCAACAGUGAAAACUACACGAAUGGCUCUAGUAAUCCGAAAGCUUUGUCUGGACGCAAUUGCCUCUUGGGUUCGCUCGGUGAACACACGUUCACCUGCAUUGCUAGUGUAUCGGAAAAUGAAGCUAUUCUCUGCACAGAUGGCGGCGCUAUCUGUUUGCUUGACGACGGUGAAGGUGCUCAGAAAUUGACAAUUGUGAAAUAUGCGCCCUUCGGGCUUACUUCCGUUGCGUUCGCGCCCGAUUCUGGCAUUGUCUGGCUAGGUGGCCGAGGAAGGAAAUCUUUGAAGCUAAAAAUGGAAGACAUACGCGAAUGGCUCAAGCCUGGAUCACCAACUCCUACUUCUCCGCUUGAGAAUCAGAAUAUGAAAGUUACAGUAGACUCUACGAGAGCUAUUCACGUUUGUCCUGCCGAUGUCUUUGGAAACGGCAAUGAUGACGAUGAUACUUUCAAAAAUAGUCAGGUUCCAGCCCAUCGAGACCCGGUCCUGGGUGUUAGACCACUGAAAAGGCCAAAUAUGUACGAGGCCGACUUUUUCACAUGGUCAUGCGAGGGUUCUGUGAAUUUCUGGAACAUGCAGGGCAAAUGUCAAGCAUCAAAGAAAGUCGAACUUGAACAAUUGGCAUCAGGCGAAGACGAGGCAGCCAAUGAACUUAAAGUCCUUCGGGUAGCAGAGGAUGCCGAUAAUUAUGUGUCCGGUGAUCGCUACGGUGUGCUUAAAAUAUUUUCCGCGAAUCCCUGGAAAUGCGUGAAUGAAGUGCGAGCUCACGGUGCUGAAAUCACCGACAUUGCCAUUCACUGCACAACACCAUGUCUGAGUCUGGUUGCAAGCUCUGGUCGAGAUCGUAUGGUUCAGCUUUUCAAGAAGACUGAGGACGCCUUUGAAUUAAUUCAGACAAUGGAUGAUCAUGUCGGGGCUGUUGUUCAAUUGCUUUUCAUGAAUGAUGGAGAGCGCCUUCUAUCCUGUUCUGCCGAUCGAACGGUGAUUGUUCGGGAAAAAGCUACUCGAGAUACUGAAACGUCCACUGUAAUUGCAUUUCUCAUGUGCAAGGUCAUCACUCUGAAGGUCUCGCCGCUGUCAAUGACCAUCGCCCCCGACGACCCAGAUAUUCUUGUGAUUUCAACUAUUGACCGUCACAUACAACGAUUUGACGUUGGUUCUGGACGACAUAUCCACUCAUUCAAGGCUAUUGAUUUUGAGUCCAACGACGCUGUCGUGAUGAGCUCUCUCACUGUAGCUAGCGAAAUACCCGGGCAAAGCCCCCGUAUCCUGGUUGGCGUGUCAACUACUGACAAGUCUAUCAGGGUCUACGACUUUGAGCGAGAUGGAUUAUUAACCAAAGAAUUUGGGCACUCGGAAGGUGUCAGUGACGUUAUCUUGUUGGAGCGGCCGAAGAGCAGCACCACGAAAGAGGUGAGCCGUGUUUUGGUCAGCACUGGCCUUGACGGAGUGGUGAUGAUCUGGGAUCUGUCAAUUCAACAGCAACAGGCCCAGGAACUUUCACAAGGCAAUAUCCGCGAGGAAGAUGAGACCCCGUCAAAGGAACUGGUUGCUGCCAAGCCUCCACUUCGUCGAAUCCUCUCAAGAUCCGAACUUGCCGGAUUUCGCCAGGAUGGUCUUGUGGCAACGCCCACCCCUGUUCGUGAGCAAUCGCCUCCUCGUAUACGCAAGAAAGUCUCUCGGUAUACACUUGCUCCAUCUUUACCGAGAAAUAUGAGUUCUUCACGCGGUGAUUCACCGCCACCACAGCUACCACAUCUUCCUAAUAUUCGCCGAUCUCCUAUUCCCAUCCUCGACUCAAGGAGAUCUCCUUCUCCCCCUAGUCCUAAAACCAAGCUUUUGAACGGCGCCAAUCGUCGUUCAAGUAUAAAUAGCCUUCGCCAAUCAUCAUCUAUUGAUUUUCGAUCGUCACGUGUUAAGACCUCAGGGCCAAGCGAGUUCGGUAGUCUCAACAUGUCCACGGAGCAGGUCUGCCGGACGUUACGAGCCUACCGAAAGAAGCUACACAGCUCAACCCAAUACCCCCGAUACGCCAAAGAGCUAGAUCGAGAACUUAACCUAACUAUUCAUGCACUGGGUGAGCGCGCAGCGAGAAAUAGCUCUAGCCCAGAUACCGAGAUGGACAGCAGUGAGAAAGAGAACAAAGAGAACAAUAAAAACAAACGCAGCAGCAAUAACACCACCAUAAACAAAAAGCAAGACAUCGUCGCUUCUCCUUCCCUGGCACCAAGUGCUAAAUUAACAAAAAUCGCGAGACGCGUGCCGUCUACACCACUACUGUCAACGAGAUCAGGAGCCAGACAAGUCUCGAGGAGUCGUUCUCUAGAUGCUGAUGGCGAGGGUUGA
Talaromyces atroroseus is the source of this 3216-nucleotide messenger RNA. RefSeq lists its product as hypothetical. Gene Ontology annotation, cellular component: mitotic spindle. The record is from RefSeq and is a predicted model, not a curated record. Bases 1 to 3216 code for a protein of 1071 amino acids. The transcript is spliced from 5 exons. Gene Ontology annotation, molecular function: protein binding. Gene Ontology annotation, biological process: mitotic spindle organization; regulation of mitotic cell cycle. Lineage: Eukaryota; Fungi; Ascomycota; Eurotiomycetes; Eurotiales; Trichocomaceae.